Messenger RNA from Arachis duranensis, 3460 nucleotides. Its product is annotated as protein PHOX1. Lineage: Eukaryota; Viridiplantae; Streptophyta; Magnoliopsida; Fabales; Fabaceae. Gene Ontology annotation, molecular function: protein binding. The record is from RefSeq and is a predicted model, not a curated record. The transcript is spliced from 2 exons. The coding region runs from base 729 to 2927 and encodes 732 amino acids.
ACGUCAAGAAUGUGAAAAAAGCAAAACAAAAAUCAUUCCUUAUUGCAUUUACAACAAAAACAUCGCAACAUGUCUGGUUUCUCUUACGAUUCUCCUAUGUCCUUGUCUUUCUCUCUCCCUUCCAAAAUUUGAAGCUUUUCCCAUUGCCAAAAUCUGGGUCCUUGUUUUUUUUCCCUCUUCUUACGAGACAAGAUAGCUCAAUCUCCUUCAUCUUCAAAUCCCUGUUUUUUUUUGUCCUUGUUCCUCUCUAAGUUGGGAUUUGUGUUUGCGGAGAAACAAAUCCUGAUUUGGAGAGAAGAAUGCGUUUGUUUUUUUCAGAUUCCAGGAUUCAUGCCAUUACGGUAAGAGCACAACUUUGAGAUUCUGAGGUUGUUUCCUCAAUUCCAGCCACUGGCAUUUAGGGAAUAUCUUUUUUUAAUUAAUUUUUUUUCAUUCAUCUUCAUUGUACCUUCCAUUUUGUGUAUUGCUAUGUAUAUACAUAUGAAGUUGAUUAAUUUGGUUGUUAUAUAAAGUUUUUUUUUCUCCCUUUUUUGUAUCGUUUAAAAUGUUUCCUUGGCUUUUGGUUAUUCUGCCAAGUUGGUAACAUAUGAAGUUUUAGUUAUUUUUGAGAAGGGAGUUAGCUAUCGUUCUUGCUUAUAGGGUUGAUUGGAUUGAGGUUUUGGAUAUUGCUGUAUAAGAAAGGUGAUUGCUUGGAUUAGUUUCUCUACUGUUGGAUUGCUGGGUUGAAAAUGGGGAAGAAAAAGAAGCAAGUAGGAGAAACAAGUGAAGAUGGUGGAAAUCAAGGUGAGGAUCAAGGGCAAGUGGGAGAGAGCAGCAGCACCAACGAAUAUGAGAGUGAUCCGGCCUCAUCUAUAUCCAUGUCUCAGGAGUUGAAGGAUGAGGGGAACAAACUGUUCCAAAGGAGGGACCUUAGAGGGGCAUUGGUGAAAUAUGAGAAAGCUCUCAAAUUGUUACCAAGGAAUCAUGCAGAUGUGUCAUAUCUGAGGAGUAACAUGGCUGCAUGCUACAUGCAGAUGGGACGCAGCCAGUACCCGAGGGCGAUUCGCGAAUGCGAUUUGGCUCUUGAGGUAACACCAAGAUAUAGCAAAGCUCUGUUGAAGAGGGCAAGGUGUUAUGAGGCUUUAAAUAGGCUGGAUUUAGCUCUGAAGGAUGUUAAUGCUGUUGUGGAGACGGAUCCAAAUAAUGCCACGGCGUUGGAGAUCUCGGAAAAGGUGAAAAUUGCACUUGAGAAGAAAGGGUUAAGAGUAAAUGGUUCAGUAAUUGAAUUGCCUCCAGACUAUGUUGAACCGAUUAAUGUUGUGCCGCAAGAAAACGUGGUGAAAGAGAAGGGGCGCAAGAAAAAGAGCAAUAAACAGGAGGAGAAGGCUCCUGAUAACAAAAUUGUAGAAAAGCAAGACAAGAAGGAAUCUGCAGAGGAUAAGGCUGAUGACAUUGUUGUUGAGAAGAAGACAAACAAAUCCAAAAAGAAGAAGGCUAAGGACAAAAUUGAGGAGAAGAAGGAUGACAUUAAGGAGGUUAUAGAGGUGAAGAGUAAUGAUAGAACAGAUGAUCUACCCAAGAAAGCAGUAAAAUUUGUUUUUGGCGAGGAUAUAAGAUGCGCUCAACUACCUGCUCAUUGCAGCUUCUUGCAGCUAAGAGAAACUAUUUAUGAUCGGUUCCCAGGCCUAGGACCCAUUCUUGUCAAAUACAGGGACCAUGAAGGUGAUUUGGUUACAAUCACUUGUGAUGAUGAGUUAAGAUGGGCUGAAACAGGAUCCGAGAGUUCUAUCCGGUUGUAUAUAAUAGCAGCUGCUCCUGAGCAGGAUCAAUUCUUUGAAAGGCUCAAAGUAAAGGUGGGGAAAAAGGCUGUUGUGGUUGAUGUACCUGAUGAAAGUUGUGAGGUAAAACCAAAGAAAAUUGUUGGCUCAUCUUGCAUUGAGGAUUGGAUAGUUCAAUUUGCCAAGCUAUUCAAGAACCAUCUUGGAUUUGAAUCUGACAGAUAUCCGGAUUUUCAUGACCUUGGGAUGAAAUUCUAUUCCGAGGCUUUGGAGGAGACUGUUACAUGUAAUGAAGCACAAGACUUAUUUAACAUGGCAGGAGAUAAGUUCCAAGAGAUGAGUGCUCUAGCAUUGUUCCACUGGGGAAAUGUGCUUGCAUCAAGGGCAAGGAAGAAAGUAUAUUUAACAGAUGAUUUUUCUAAACAGAACAUAUGCGAACGAAUCAUGAGCUGUUAUGAAUGGGCAAAGGGUGAAUUUUCUGAUGCGGGAGAAAAAUAUGUAGCUGCCAUUCAAAUCAAGCCGGAUUUUUAUGAAGCAUUCCUAGCACUAGGGCAGCAGCAGUUUGAGCAAGCAAAACUUUCUUGGUAUCAUGCUCUCAGUAGUAAUGUCGAUCUACAAACAUGGUCAUCCACCGAGGUUCUUCAGCUUUACAACGAUGCUGAGGAUAAUAUAGAGAAAGGAAUGCAGAUAUUUGAAGCAUCAGGGGGGAAGAAAUACUUGAGUAAAGCCUUUAGUUCAAAGAAUGCAAGAAGACAUCUACAAUACAUGGGGUUGCAUGUACUUGCCAAAAAUAUAUCCUCAGAGGAAGUUGCUACACAGCAGGCAAAUAUGAAAGCUCUAAUUAAUCUUCUAUGGGGUACCAUGCUAUAUGAACGCUCCAUUGUAGAAUUCAAAAUAGGUUCACCAUCAUGGAAUGAAACACUGGGAGUAGCAGCUGAGAAGUUUGAACUUGCUGGAGCUUCUUCAUCGGAUAUAUCUUCGACGUUGAAGGAUCACUGUUCAAAUAAUGCUGCAGCAGAUGGUCCAGGAUUCAACAUUGAAAUAAUAGUACAGGCAUGGAGUGAUAUAAAUGAAACUAAAAGGUGGAAGCGUGUAAUUCCUUCAUUUCGUUUGGAGCCCUUGCUUAGAAGGCGAGCUUCAAACCUUGAUCAGGCAUCUGAGCUUCCAUGAGUUGCAUAUUUUUCUUCAAGUAUCAAACAACAACAAUGCCGACAGUAACUUAUAGGCUGCUUCUGCGCCUAAAGCCCCAUCGUCAUCCAAAGGUAGCAGAGUGUAAAACCCUGCUGAUUAAAAUCCAUUCUAUUAAUUUUGUCUAGUUGCUUGUUUUGGUUGUCUGUAAUAUUUGAUGAUGUUCAUGAUUUGUUUUCUGAUAUAUUCAAGUGUGCAGAAAAGUUUAUGGCCGCAACGUGCAAAAGUAUCUUGCAUAUUUGAUCUCUCACAAAUAGCUUUAGAAUAUUGGCAUUUGCCUUAUGUGCUUUGCUGUAAAUGUUUCCAAAUUUCAAUAAACUUAAGAGCAAUUUUUUUCCUCUCUUCUUUGGGGAAAACUAGUACAUUUUACACCUCUAAUUAAUCCAAGUUUUUUUUUGUUAUAUCAUAGCUGAAUGCUGAGCAACAUUGAGCUAUGUGCAAGAGUGACACUGCUUACUUAUUGUUAUUAAUCCUCUCUAUCCCUACCUUUGUUUUUCUUAAUAAUAGCUUUAUGG